GCAGGGGAAAUGAAAAGCCUUGGCGGCACAUCGUCAAGUGAUUUCACACCCAAAUUCUGACAGCCUCCAUUUCGUGGCUAUUGGCGAUGCAGUGGAACCAAGUCGCGUCUGCCAUGCGUGGCGGAUGGCGAUUCCGAGUUGCAGGUGUUGCAGAGGAGGGCCGUAGCAAAGGAGAUGGCUCAUGUGAGGAAGGAAUAAAAGAGAUCGUAGCGAUUCCCAGAUCAAGCGUGCUCACAACCGCACGGGGCGAUUGUCUUCUCUCGGCGCAAGGUUGCGCUGUUGGGAAAUUGAAGUCGCACACCAUAGCGUUUGAAGCGAAAGCAGUGCCAGUCGCAAAGAUGGGUCGGUUUUCUGCGGCCUUGGCCGUUGCCAGCUUGGUCAUCCUGGCUUGCGCUCUCCAUGUCGCCGAUGCCAAGGCGCCAUGUCCGUGCGCCCCUGGGACGAAGCGCUGCUGUAAGGACGGUCCCUGCCUCAAGUGCUGCAAGGAUUGUGAUUGCGGCCCCGGGAAGAAGUGCGUCAACGGAGAGUGCAAGCCGUCGUGCGGCUGCCCGCCUGGACUGAAGCGAUGCUGUAAGGACGGUCCCUGCGUGAAGUGCUGCAAGGACUGCGACUGUGGCCCGGGGAAGAAGUGCGUCAAGGGAGAGUGCAAGCCCUCGUGCUGCCCCGAAGGACUGAAGCGCUGCUGCAAGGACGGCCCCUGCGUGAAGUGCUGCAAGGAUUGCGACUGUCCCAAGGGGCACAAGUGCGUCCAGGGACAGUGCAAGUCCCCGUGCGGCUGCCCGACCCGGCUGAAGCGCUGCUGCAAGGACGGUCCCUGUGUGCAGUGCUGCAAGGAUUGUGACUGUGGCCCCGGGAAGACGUGCGUCAAGGGAGAGUGCAAGCCCUCGUGCUGCCCGCUUGGACUGAAGCGCUGCUGUAAGGACGGUCCCUGCGUGAAGUGCUGCAAGGACUGCGAAUGUCCCAAGGGGCAGAAUUGCGUCAACGGACAGUGCAAGUCCCCGUGCGGCUGCCCGACUGGACUGAAGCGCUGCGUUCCCCUAGGUGCAUGCGUGAAGUGCUGCAAGGAUUGUGACUGUGGCCCCGGGAAGACGUGCGUCGACGGAGAGUGCAAGCCCUCGUGCUGUCCCAACGGACUGAAGCGCUGCUGUAAGGAUGGCCCCUGCGUGAAGUGCUGUAAGGAUUGCGAUUGUCCCAAGGGGCACAAGUGCGUCCAGGGACGGUGCAAGCCCCCGUGCGGCUGCCCUCUUGGAUUGAAACGGUGCUGUGAGGGCGGUCCCUGCGUGAAGUGCUGCAAGGAUUGCGAUUGUCCCAAGGGCCACAACUGCGUCAAGGGACAGUGCAAGCUUCCGUGCUGCCCCAAGGGACAGAAGCGCUGUGUGCCCUGCGGUCCGUGCAAGAAGUGCUGCAAGGAUUGUGAGUGUGCCACCGGGGAGAAGUGUGUCCUGGGAGAGUGCAAGCGCCCGUGCGCAAACGCAACGGUCACAACUAUCCACAAGUAAGCCAUGACGGAAGAAGCGCUGCAAUGGUCGUCAUGGUGGGCGCGCGGGAAGAAGUGCGUUCACUGACGGUGCAACCCUGCGUGCAGGUAAUGAGUGGUGAACGGAUUGGUGCAGCACAAUUGCUUUUCGUGAAGCACCAUUAGCAGAAGCGGACGAAGCGCUGAGGCUGUCUGCAGUACGCAUUGGUGCAAGUCAGCUUGCUUACCUUACUCUGGUUCACAACUACCCGCGGGCUCGACAACUUGGGUUGAACGAUGCGACAGAUUUAGCGGGUAGGUUUCCUUCGUAGGAAACAAUAGAGGAUCGAGGUUGAUCCGCAUCCGCCAUGAUUGCCACUAGGUUACCGYSUUCAGUUUUCACGAGUCCUCACAAAAUCGAACUAGGCUCACUACCAACACCCGAGCCGCUGAAGUUCCGACUGCCAACACCGGGAGUUGUGCAAAAGGCACAGUGCACAGAGCGACAGCAGUGUGCUUUGUCGCUCUUGGUUUCACCCGAGCAGAGCCGGCCGGAUCUGCUUUAUUGUUUGCUCUCUUAACAACAAUGAAAUCAACUUCUCAUUUUCGC
Messenger RNA from Chara braunii, 2066 nucleotides. The record is from the annotation of a GenBank genome assembly. Lineage: Eukaryota; Viridiplantae; Streptophyta; Charophyceae; Charales; Characeae.